AGACGGAAAGUGUCGGAGCGGGGAGCGCAUAGCAACAGGGUCCAGGAUGAAGCAGGUUCGGCAGCAGCAUCUCCGGAAGCCAGUGCCACCAGAUCUCCUGGUAAGCCCCAGCAGCCAGGAUGGGGACCUGGGCUCCGAGUGCCCAGAGGACAGAGGGAACUGGACAGGGCGGCUGGAUUUCCUCCUCUCCUGCAUCGGAUACUGCGUGGGCCUUGGAAACGUCUGGAGGUUCCCCUACAGGGCUUACACCAAUGGAGGAGGAGCUUUCUUGGUUCCUUACUUCAUCAUGCUGGCUAUCUGUGGGAUCCCCAUCUUCUUCAUGGAGCUGUCACUUGGCCAGUUCUCCAGCCUAGGGCCACUCGCAGUCUGGAAGAUCAGCCCUCUCUUUAAAGGCGUUGGCAUGGGCACGAUCCUCAUCGUCUCCUUGGUGGCCAUUUACUACAAUAUGAUCAUUGCUUACGUUCUCUUCUACCUCUUUGCAUCCCUCACAAGCGACUUGCCCUGGCAGCACUGUGGCAACUGGUGGAACACUGACCUGUGCCUGGACCACCACGUCCUCAAGGCGGGGAACAGCUCCCUCCCCGUCAACAUCAGCAACACCGUCAGCCCCAGCGAGGAGUACUGGAGCCGGUAUGUCCUGCACAUCCAAGGAAGCUCGGGGAUUGGGGAUCCUGGGAGGAUCCGCUGGAACUUGUGUCUGUGCCUGCUCCUUUCUUGGACUAUUGUUUAUCUGUGCAUCCUUAAGGGAGUCAAAUCCUCUGGCAAGGUCGUGUACUUCACUGCCACCUUCCCGUACCUCAUCCUGGUGAUGCUGCUCAUCCGUGGCGUGACCCUGGAGGGGGCCUGGAAGGGGAUACAAUUUUACCUCACUCCCCAGUUUGAUCACUUGCUGUCCUCCAAGGUGUGGAUUGAGGCAGCCCUGCAGAUUUUCUACUCCCUUGGGGUGGGCUUUGGGGGCCUCCUCACCUUCGCCUCGUACAACACCUUCCAUCAGAAUAUCUACAGGGACACCUUCAUAGUGACCCUGGGCAAUGCCAUCACCAGCAUCCUGGCAGGGUUUGCCAUCUUCUCCGUUUUGGGAUACAUGUCCCAGGAGCUUGGGGUCCCUGUUAACCAGGUGGCAAAAGCAGGUCCUGGUCUGGCUUUUGUGGUGUACCCCCAGGCCAUGACAAUGCUCCCCCUUUCUCCAUUCUGGUCAUUCCUGUUCUUCUUCAUGCUGCUAACCUUGGGCCUGGACAGCCAGUUUGCAUUCAUGGAGACCAUCGUCACAGCAGUGACAGAUGAGUUCCCCUACUACCUGCGGCCCAAGAAAGCUUCCUUCUCAGCUGCCAUCUGCAUUGCCCUCUUCCUCAUGGGGCUCAUCCUCACAACAGAGGGUGGGAUGUACUGGCUGGUCCUGCUGGAUGACUACAGUGCUGGCUUUGGUCUCAUGGUGGUGGUGAUCACUACCUGCCUUGUGGUGACACGUGUCUAUGGCAUGAAGAGGUUCUGCCGAGAUAUCCACAUGAUGCUGGGAUUCAAACCAGGCCCCUACUUCAGAGCUUGCUGGAUGGUCCUAUCCCCAGCAACGAUGAUGGCUCUGCUGGUGUAUAACAUUGUCAAGUACCAGCCUUCUGAAUAUGGCAACUACCGCUUCCCCACCUGGGCAGAGGUCUUGGGCAUCCUCAUGGGAGUCCUCUCCUGCCUGAUGAUUCCCAUGGGCAUGGUGGUGGCUGUGCUCCAAGAAGAAGGGACGCUGUGGGAGCGAGUGCAGCAAGCCAGCCGGCCGGCCAUGGACUGGGGCCCGUCCCUGGAGGAGAACCGCAGCGGCAUGUACGUGGCCAGCCUGGCUGGCAGCCAGUCCCCCAAGCCCCUGAUGGUCCACAUGCGGAAAUACGGGGGCAUCACCAGCUACGAGAACACGGCCAUCGAGGUGGACCGCGAGAUGGAGGAGGAGGACGAGGAGGAGUCCAUGAUAUGA
Molecule: messenger RNA, 1960 nt
Organism: Onychostruthus taczanowskii (white-rumped snowfinch)
Lineage: Eukaryota; Metazoa; Chordata; Aves; Passeriformes; Passeridae
Gene: SLC6A7
Product: solute carrier family 6 member 7
Exons: 14
Coding region: 47-1960 (637 amino acids)
Biological process (GO): sodium ion transmembrane transport
Cellular component (GO): membrane
Molecular function (GO): L-proline transmembrane transporter activity
Source: RefSeq, a predicted model, not a curated record